CACCAUAUGUGGGCUCAGUUGAAUGUCUCUGUCAUUGGAUGGCUGUGUGUGUGUGUGUGUGUCAGUAGUACCUCGGAAUCAGAAGCGUCCUGGUCGGUGUCAGCGCUGGUGUACAUUUGCAUAGUAGCUGGAGUCGAUCUUUGUACAUACUUCAUGUUGCUCUUCAGAAGGGUCGGUCAGGGAAAUUAUUCUCAGUUGAUUUCUAAUUCUUCUGUGAGGUGAUAAUAUUCUUCUCAAAAGGUAGUUAAUUAUAAUCACAAAUGAUAAUAAUUUUCCCGUUCAGGUUCUCUUUUGGCACAAAUUAGAUAUUGACUUGUGCCGCUAUUCAAUGUCACUAUAAAGUUCACUCUUGAUUUACAAAGCUUGGAGUAAAAUAAAUGUCAGAGGGGCGAAGGCUCACAGGCCAGCGUAACCAUAUCUGAGCCACUGCGGCCUGUUAUAGAUGCAUACAGGAGUCCAGCUCUAGCUCUGUGGGAGAAUGGAGGCCAAAGCUUCCUCUAUCCUGGAGGAUGAUGAUCUCUCCUGUGCUGUAUGUAGAGAGGUCUUCUCUGUUCCUGUGGUUCUCAGCUGCCAUACCUGUGGCUGUAGCUUCUGCAAUCCCUGUCUGGAUGAGUUCUGGGAGCAGCAGGGUUCUGAAAUAUGUCCUUUGUGCAUCAUCGACUACCCUAGAGGUCCUCAGAGAACGUGUGAGGAACACAGGGACAAACUGAAGAUCUUCUGUGUCACGGACCUGCAGCCUAUCUGUGAUUAUCAUUGGUCAGUUGACCAUAAGGAUCACAAAGUGUACCCAAUAGCUGAAGCAGUGGUGGACUGCAAGGAGGAACUUAAGACUGCACUGACGCCAUUGAAGGAGAAGCUGCAGCUGUACAAGAAGGCUAUGAUCAUCUGUGAUCAAACGGCAGAGCACAUCAAGAACCAGGUUGAGCAUACUGAAAGGCAGAUAAAGGAUGAGUUUGAAAUCCUUCGCCAGUUCCUGAGAGAUGAGGAGGCAGCCAGAUUGCAUGCUCUGAAGGCAGAGGAGGAUCAGAAGAGUCUGCUUAUAAAGGAGAAGAUUGAGGAGAUGUCCAACGAACUGACGUCCCUCUCAAACACCAUCAGAACCGUAGAGCAAGAGAUGAGGUCUCAGGACAUCCCAUUCUUACAGAACUACAAGGAUAUCAUCAAGAGAACCUGGCGUUUGCCGCUGGAUCCAAAGAUGAUUCCUGGAACUCUGAUUGACGUGGCAAAGCACCUGGGUUCUGUAAAGUUCAACAUCUGGGACAAGAUGAAGAGCAUCAUUCAAUAUACUCCUGUGACUCUGGACCCCAACACAGCCGCUAGCUGCUUCAUCCUGUCUGAGGAUCUAACCGUGGUCCAGUGCUGCUCCCAGGUCUUCAAGCUCCCCAACAACCCUGAGAGGUUUGACGUCAGCGCUGAGUUACUGGGCUCUGAGGGGUUCUGCUCUGGCCGCCACAGCUGGGAGGUGGAGGUAAAGGAUAAUACAUACUGGGUGAUAGGCGUGGCCAGCGAGUCCAUCAACAGGAAGGGCAAGCACGUGCUGACGCCGGCCGAGGGCUUCUGGACUAUACGCUUCCGCAACGGCGAGCACAAGGCGUGCACGGCACCGUGGGCGCCCUUGACCAUGAUGAGCAAGGAGCCCCAGGUCAUCAGGGUGGUGUUGGACAUGGACAGGGGCAAGGUGACCUUCUUUGACCCCAGGGAGAGGACGCCCCUCUAUACGUUUACAGACCUCAUCUCACCCCGGGUGUUCCCUUACUUCUGCACGGCCUGUAAGGAACACCCACUGAGACUGCUGCCCGUCAGGUUGUCUGCUGCUGUGGAGCACUAGAGAGCUCCAUGGAGGCUCAGUUACUUACAGAUAUUGAUCCAGUUGUGUUUACUACCUAGUCCUAGAAGAUAAAGGCUGAUCACUUGGAAGGGACAGUCUGGAAUAAAGCAUGUAAUGGUCUUA
Messenger RNA from Coregonus clupeaformis (lake whitefish), 1951 nucleotides. Its product is annotated as zinc-binding protein A33. The coding region runs from base 479 to 1828 and encodes 449 amino acids. The record is from RefSeq and is a predicted model, not a curated record. Lineage: Eukaryota; Metazoa; Chordata; Actinopteri; Salmoniformes; Salmonidae. Gene Ontology annotation, molecular function: protein binding; zinc ion binding. The transcript has 6 exons.